Messenger RNA from Brassica oleracea var. oleracea, 1224 nucleotides. RefSeq lists its product as uncharacterized. The coding region runs from base 1 to 1224 and encodes 407 amino acids. NCBI's taxonomy places the organism in Eukaryota, Viridiplantae, Streptophyta, Magnoliopsida, Brassicales, Brassicaceae. The transcript has 11 exons. The record is from RefSeq and is a predicted model, not a curated record.
AUGGGGUGUGCUACGUCUGCUUGUGCUGUUGGGGAAAGUAAGAACAAGAGGAGUAUCAUUCAAGAAUCAGUAGUGUUUGUUCUACAGCUCCGUGUUCCUGUUCAGACUGAUCUUCAGCGCCAACUCAAAGGCGUUGCCUCCAAGACCACCAUCGACCGAUUGGCAUGUCUGAGGAAUCAGAUUCAGUUGGUAGCUGAGGACUCAGGUGGUUCUGCCAUCUCUGAGCUACGUGCAGCUUUGGAGGAGUACUUGUCUCUUCUCACCGGGCUUAUCAAGAAAAAGGAUGAUGGGAUGGAGGGAUGCGUAGAGUUCAAAUGGAAACCCCUUGGAGAUGGUGGAAGAGCAGAGUUAUGUUUCACAAACCUUUGGAUGGAGAUGCUGACAGUGAUACACAUGAUGGCUGCUUUGGCAAUGGCUGAAGCUAACUCUCUCAUGAUUCCAAAGGAUCGUUCUGGUUCUGGCCAUGGCGUCCGUGUGGUCUCCAGUGGUUGCAAGAGAGAUGCGGUUGACUUGCUUCUCAAGGCAUCUGGAUACUUGGAGUUGUGCACCCGAGAGAUUCUGCCUCGCAUUGCUCCUGAUAUAAAGAGUAAAUUGCCAGAUGAUAUGCAGGAAAGUGUUUUGCAAACUCUCUCUAUCCAAGCACUUGGCCAGGGAACUGAGAUUCAACUUGGGUUGGCAGUUAAUAGCAAGAAGGCUACACUGUCUGUGAAGAGGAGACUUGCCUGUGAGCAAGUCAUCUAUUUCUCUCAGGCAUAUCAAUGCUUGUCUGGUUGUGCCAUCGUUAGCCAUGGGUGCGCCAAAAAGCUUCUCCUCUUCAUCUUCUGGAAGUUUCUGGAAGCAAGGGCUGCGGCAUACUACUACCAUGGACUGGUAACAGAGAAGGGAAGUGAGCCAGCUUGCCACGCGAGUGCAGUGUGUUGUUUCCUUGCAGCUUCAGAGAUCCUAGGAGAAAGCAAGAAGGCCUGUCUUAGCUUCUGUUUGUCUCCUCCUGUAACCAGGGCUCCUCCUAUGUGGGGAGUUAUGAAGCAUUUGAGCCAGAAGAUUCCAGAAAUUGCUUUUAAAAAGUCUCAAAUGUAUGGAUACUUGCUUAAAGAAGAAGAAAAGGUAAUGCAAAGUUUGCCAGAGCUACCAAACUUUCAGUUGUCACUGAUACCAGAGGAGUUUGAACUGCCUGAAAUGGAAGCCGGCUCUUUUGCCAGAAAACCAGACCCAUUUGCUUACUGA